AUCCAGAUCCUCCAACUUCAGCCGGCCAUGUGACCCGUGCCGUUUCUUUGAGCCAUGGCAGAUACGGACUUUGGCUUUGUACCAUCAGGAGAGGGUGUAGGCCCUGGCUUUGGUGACAUGUCCUUCAGUACAGAACCUGAGAACUCAAGCUUCGAAGUUUCUGGUGAUGGCUUCGGUUUCGGCACGGCAAAUUCUGAUGCCUGGUUCGUCCAAGGGCCUGGGGAAGAUCCAGGCUUUGAAAUGGAUCGUGAAAAGAAAAAGAAAAAAAAGAAGAGCAAGCAGCCCAAAGAAAACGACGAGAGCCAAGGAAGUCCUGAUGGAAUGCAAUCUGAGGGCAGCCAAAACAAUGGUGCCUUGGAGCCUGGGGAGUUGAGUGGAUAUGAUUUUCCACCGGUCAGCAGUGCUCGAAAGGUGAGCUUCAGCCAAGAUCCACCUGAGUCCAGAACGUUCGGGAACUUUGACUUUGCCGACAAAGUGGCAAGUGCUGCAGCAUCGCCUUGGGAGAACUUUUCUCGGGACGAGGUCUUUGAAGCAAGUCAGGCCGCAGAUGCCAAAACCCAAAGGUUUUCAGAGCGCUGCUCUCAAUGUCGACGAGCAUUUGAGCUCACAGACUCCAUCUACUGCCGGCAUUGUGGCUGCAAAAGGGCUGGCCGGGCCAUGCCACGCAGUGCCAGGAGCCUCCUGGGAUUGGAGACCGGUGGCUUUGACGGAGCCAGUGCUGGUUUCGGUGAGCACUUUGAUGAGCCAAAGCCAAUUGAAAGACAAUUUUCUUUCUCGCUUUCUGACCUGCCAGAUUCACAAAUUCGUGUUGCAGGUCCGGCUUCUCACUAUGGCAUUGACGGUGGACGCGAAAGCUUGGACAUGCAAAAAUGGAAUCCUUUAGAUGGGAUCAGGAGGCAUUGGGGCCCAACUGACGUGGAGUUUCAGCAAUUGGUUGGGAGUUCUGCAACUGCUGCCAUAGCUGCACAUGGUCAUCCAGCAUCGCUGCAGAUGCUCGGAAGCCUCAAUGAAGCGCAGAAAGCAGAGGUUAGAGCAAUGGAAAUGAGGAAGAAGAUAUCUCAGCUCGAGGCAUCACUCGGAGGGCACAGCACUGCGGGACACGUGGCCAUCACAGCUCCUAACUGCCAUGAUGGGUUGGGUAUAAUAUUGAAUGACCUCACAGUCAGUCAUGUCACGGACCCGCUGGCAAAACAAGCCGGCUGGGCAGUUGGUGAUAGCAUUCUCAAGGUGAACGGCACAACAGUUCUUCAUUCCAACCAACUCUCUACUGAAUUGGCCAAAGCAAUGAGUGCUAGCAGAGCCGUUGGAAGGCCAAUACUCAUCGAUGUUUGGCGGCAUCCCAACAACUUGCCAUCGCCGGGGAACUCCUUGUUGAACCCGCCAGUCGCUCCAUCUAGAAGCUACCUGAACCACCAAGGCAAGAUGCCAGAGGCAUACCAUGGCAAGGUGCCAGGGGCAUACCAUGGCCGGAAUGGCGUUGGCAGCUUCCCCCAACCUCCCCAAGCCCCUGCGCCAACGGAACCCGUAACGAGCCAACACCAAGGCUGGACGGGGCCGAAAAUGGUUUCACCGGCUCCCCAAAGUUGGACCGGUCCACACCAGGUGUCAACUGAUGCGCCACCCAAUUCCUGUGUUAUUGCUUGAGAUGCAACCAUCCAAAACUCGGCUCCAUGUCUCACGAAGGUACAUGAAGAGUCAAGGGUGUUUUGCUGAAAGGCAUCAAAUCAUCAUGAAUGAAAAGAAGUCAUACAAUCGUCAACUUUCACGUUUCUCGCAGACAAA
Molecule: messenger RNA, 1782 nt
Organism: Cladocopium goreaui
Lineage: Eukaryota; Dinophyceae; Suessiales; Symbiodiniaceae
Source: the annotation of a GenBank genome assembly